AUGCUUUAUGAAACGCUAGAUGGUAUCGUUAAAACAGCGGGCCUACCUACCGAGCCUCCUGAAAAUGGGACAAGAGUUCGAGCUAAAAGCAUCAGCUUUCUUCCGAACGCUGAACCCAAACUUCGGAGGAGAUAUUCCAGACCGCUGGACUUUCAGUUCGACGACUGUCAAAUUUUCACAAUAAACGAAACCCCAGAUCUAUCAGUCACCAAACCCAAACAAAAAUCAGAACCAAACCCUCCUCCCAGUAAGCCGGAAACGAAGUCAGAUACCACCACUUUUACGGAAAAGCUAAAGUCUGGGAAGAGGAGAAGCAGCAGAUUGGGUAAUAAGGUUCCUGAUAUCUCAAACUUUCCUCUUUUGGUGACAUCACCGGACGAGAUCGUGGCUGCCACUAGACGGAAGUACAGUAGGGCAAAAUCUGCUCCCAACCUUAAAGUCGAGCAGAGAUCUGACUCCAAGACUGAAAACUCCAGUGGCAGUACUGAGAAUGUGGCGGAUAGUGAGAAAUCUCUAAGUAAAAAUAAAAUAAGAGUUAAGAAAACAAAUGGCUCUACCUCAACGACAGAUUCACCGACAAACUUGCUCAGUUUGACAGCCCGGACGCACCAAGUUGCUGACAGUGCUAAUUUCCGAGAACAGCGACAGUUAGAACGACAACUUAAGGGAAUACAAAGUUUACAAAGAAUGAACAUCAGCAGUAUUAACAAAGAAAAGUUGUUCAUCCUCCAAAAGUCGAAGGCUCUAUCGUCGAUGCUGUACCCAGACGUGUUCACGGGUAAGAAGCCGAAGUGCACGCGUAAAGGGAAGUGUUUUGGCACGGGUAACGCUGAUACAGGAGAGGAUAUUGACUCCGGGACCUACUUGUGUGACCCGUCUGAUGGCACGUCUCCGUACGCAGAUCCGAUCAGCCCUAAGAAAAGAGAAGCGAGUAAAGCGUGGAAUAACGCAAUUCAUAUGGCGCUCAAAAACAAUCCUGGGUGUAAAUCUAGCGCCACUGGCCUGCGUAGACGUUAAAAAGUUUCAAGACUCAAAAAGGUCACAUCAUGAUCAACAACAUCGAAACUGAAUACUUAACAACCUGCUAUCACCUUGAGUCAGCUGCAAUGCUCAUAAGGUAAUGGUCAAAGGUUUUUAUUUUUCUGUGCUCCGAUCACCGAUGUCUCAACAACUAUCCUUAUUGUAAUUGUUUUGUUUUUUUAAUUUUGGGAUAUCUGAAAAAUCUAAUACAUAUAAUUAUUUUUGUGUUAAUAGAUGUAUCAACCCGGGAUUUCGAGAUAAGAACUUCAAUAAUUAUAUAGCAGUGUAUUUGCUGGUAAUUGUACUUGCAAUCCUCAAUUAAGUUAGCUGAAGCAGUCUUAUUCUCCUAAGCACUGCAGCUUAUAUUUAGACUUUAUCGUCCUACGCAGUUUUCAAGUUUAAACUUUUAACUUGAACUAUUUAUAGCCAUUAUCAUCACGCUGAGCUUUCAUUGUAAAGCUACAAUCAAUAUGUGUUUGAAAAUUAUUUUAAGAUUCGGAUGCUGUCCUUUGUUUAAUUUGACAUUUAUUUUAAACAAAAUUCUUCAAACGGAUACACUUUUUUUGCGAAUGUUUUCGUGAAUUAAUUUCAUGGCAUGUGAUUGUUGAAUGUUGAUGCUCAGAGAUUGUUUAAAUAUUUUUUCGAGCAGUUCUAAAUUUUGGAAAUGUAUGAAGAUAAAACGACUAUGACAUAACUAUAUUAUUUCGGUUCAUCA
Molecule: messenger RNA, 1735 nt
Organism: Bolinopsis microptera
Lineage: Eukaryota; Metazoa; Ctenophora; Tentaculata; Lobata; Bolinopsidae
Exons: 4
Coding region: 1-1017 (338 amino acids)
Source: RefSeq, a predicted model, not a curated record